AUGAAGUCAUCGAUAUCCCAUCUUUUGACUACUCCACUCUCCACCGCCACCUCUGCUGCCGCCGCCGGCUCCGCUGACGCCACAUACCAACUGCCAUUCAUCCAUGCCCCUGCCGCCACCACCAACAUCAACAUCUCUCGUCCACUUUCCAAGAGUACCCCCAGCUUCCAUCACCAUCAUCAGCACCAGCAGUCGCCAGUCAGCUCGCCAAAGUCCGUCAGCUCAUCGCCCAAGUCCGAUGAGAGCAGUGAGCCAGAUGCAGAGUUUGACAUUGAUUUGUUGAGAUCGAUGGCGGACAACCCUUGUUGUCCAACCUGUGAUGACCAGGCCACACGCAAGCAUGACAAGCGGAGAUGGUGGUGUAAGAAAUGCAACAAGUCCUUCACGCCAUGUCGUCUUCCACGAUGGUCUGCCAAGACCCAACCCGUCUCCAACUCCCUUCCACAAUGUGGACGAUGUCUCCACUAUGCCACCCGCAGACAUGACCGUCGGAGAUUCUGGUGUGGAUUCUGCAAGAAGCCAUUCACACAACAAUUCACUCUUGGAGUCAACUCACAUAUUAUUUAUGUCAUGGAGAAUAAGUUGAACCCAAUGGAUGGUGGCGCCAAUGAUGAUGCCUCUGGGUGGUACUCCUGGCAAUCAAUGUCCAUGUCCAAUCAAUCAUUCAUCGAUGACAACAACAACAUCCACGCAUCAGGUAGCCGAAUGCCUGAAAUGCAAUCACCACCCAAAUCCAGAGAUAUAAGCAUGAUCAAUUCAUUAUUGAACCCAAUCCAACAACAACAACAAUCAACAACAUGUACUUCCACAUCAUCCUCCACCUCCACCUCACCUUCCACCUCACCAACAUUAACAUCCAACAACAACUACAACAACGCCAUCUUCAACGGUAAAAGGUUCGAGAUGGAGUCAAGCCGAAUGCCACCAAUGCCAAACAAGUUCCCAAAGUGUGACGACCAACUCAGACGAUCAACUCCACUAUCCUUCUCAAUGGAUAGUCACCACCAGCAGCUGAGACACAACAACAGCAACAACACUGGCAAUCAACAGCAGCCUGACUCCAUUUUCGGCACAUUGGCCAACCUUUAUGAGAUCAUUGAGAAUGACGAGAGGAUGUCAAUGUCGAACAGGGGACAGGCAAACAAGGUGCAUUGA
This is a messenger RNA of Acytostelium subglobosum LB1, 1155 nucleotides long. RefSeq lists its product as hypothetical. The record is from RefSeq and is a predicted model, not a curated record. The transcript has 2 exons. Bases 1 to 1155 code for a protein of 384 amino acids. Lineage: Eukaryota; Evosea; Eumycetozoa; Acytosteliales; Acytosteliaceae.